Messenger RNA from Pocillopora damicornis (cauliflower coral), 1908 nucleotides. RefSeq lists its product as uncharacterized. NCBI's taxonomy places the organism in Eukaryota, Metazoa, Cnidaria, Anthozoa, Scleractinia, Pocilloporidae. The record is from RefSeq and is a predicted model, not a curated record.
UUAAGGUUUAUUUUUGUGCUUGAGUUGACUAAUAUGUUUAUUGUAGCACAUACGUGAAAUCAUUCCAAGAAGCUUAUAUUUGCUGGGAGCAGGCGGUUUCGUAUCAUCUUGAAAAUUGUUUCGAUGUCUUUCACGAUAGGCAUUCAUUUAGUUGCUUCGUUUUUAAUUAGUGUUUGAUUAUUCCUCUGUUGACACAGUUUUGCGGGCUUUUAAUCAAAUGAUCGAGGUGUCAUAACCUCACGUAGUGAUCACAGAAUUGUAAACUGAAACUGUUUUUGUCAGAGCAGUCACAAAGGAAACUCUCGCUGUAAACAAGCUCUUCUUCACAAGGCGGACGGACCUAUAUCAGCGCAAAAAAUUACUUUGGGUCAAUUAAACUUGGGCAAAUUCUUUGACUUCCCUCACCAUAAGAAGCUACGUGAUUCCUGCUAAUUCGAAAAACUUCCUUUACACACGUUUUCAAAGGAAGCCACAGGCUCUGUUUGUUUUUACGCCAAGUGAUUACCAAAAUUAGCCACUAACAAGCAAGUUAUUGUCAUCGCUGACACCUUCAAUACCCAGAGCCUCACUUGCACGUGGACAGUGUUAUGAAUUUUUUCAUCCCGAAAAGAUGUCCGCUUCACCAAUGGAUACAAGGCAAGUAGGUAGACAUGUCUUUAUUUUCUCGAAGCAGAAUGGAAGCGAGAAUUCUCCUACAAUUAUUGCAAAGCCUGUCAACAUCACACAGGAUUUGCCACGAGAAUUUCUACGCUAUUUAAAAACAUUGUUCGAUAUUCUUGACGAGAAGGGAACAGGCUUUGUGCGACUCUCUGACAUAGAGACUAGGUGGAAAACUAAACAAGGCUCGAAUGGACUCGGAGAGGGAGUCAUGGAAAAUUUACGGAAGGUUACCCCCAAGAAUGGGCUUCUGAACUUUGAAAGACUAUGUACUGGAAUGAAAUUGGCCCUUAAAACGCAACCACGCGCCCAAACAAAUGGUAGUGCGAACGGCUUAGAUCACUCAACCAGAAGAUCGAACUCGCUACCGCAGCUGGACACGGCUACUAAAGGUUGGACUUCCGAUUCUAGCGAGGACUCAUUUGCAGGCAACGAAAACAGAACUAAGGCUCAAGUAAUUAACAAAUUAAGGGAUUGGAAGAAUGAAAAUCAAGAAAAGAGGCGUUCUCUGACUUUUAAUGCUUCAAAUCCACGGACAAACGGGAACGAUAGCUCCGGAAGUACAAGUCCAUCCUCAGGAAAUGGAAGUCCAAAAGGAAGAUCAAAUUCUACAACAAAAGUCUACUUUGUUGGUAAAGAAAUCAGCAGUAGUGUACCAACAAAUUUAAAUGGACAUAUUAAAGAUUCUGCUGCUCCUACUGAAAUCCGGACAAUUGACAAGGAUGCUAGAUUACAAGAGCUUGAUGAUGAGCAUGACCUUUUACAAAAUGGUCUUCAGGUCAUCGAAAAAGCUAGAAAGUGGUAUUUUAAAAGAAUCACAGCUAUUCAGGAAGAGAAAUUACACCUUCAAAAUGAUGACCAAUAUUCUCUUGAACAGUUUCAGUAUGAAAUUUUGCUUCACAAGACAAGAAGGAGAGAGCUUGGUUUGGAUGAUGACUCUUUUAAAGAGCACAAACAUCACAUACAGAGUGUGAAUCAGUCCUUAGAAAGAAUCAUUGAAGGGAAAUCACCUGUAAAGGCAUCACCAACUUCAAGUUCAGAAGCUAGUAAUGAAAAACAAUGGCUGCAGGAUGAAGUAGAACGUCUAAAAAAGGAGGUCUCUGAGAAAGGAAGUAAAAUUGCUCAACUGGAAACUGAGAAGUCUGCCCUCAUCCGCGACUUGUUCAACAGCAAAGCGUCUGGAAAAAAUGGACUUAGCACAAAAAAGCCCCAUCAGAUCUUCUAAUCUGAAGGCAAGGCCGGCCAAAUUGU